AUGGCAAAGAAUUACACGGAUAUAUAUGCUAGCCUCAUCUACACAGCUGAUGACGCAUUUAAAAAAAUAGGAUGGUCACACAAUUUGAUGGAACAAAAAAUUGAUUUCGAGGAGACGAAAGGAGAUAAAUUCAAUGUGGGAUGCUCGACGGUAAUAAAAAUUGGAUUAAAAGAUGGACGCCAGCAUUCAGAUUUUGGUUAUUAUGAAAGCAAUGAAAAAACGAGAGGAGAAGCGCUCUUCCGGGCGAGAAUGAUAUCGACAAUCAAUGCAUUUAGAAAAAUAUUAUGGUACUUCGAAGAGAGCCGAAAUAUCCUUAAAGAACGAUAUUCCAGGAAAUAUAUUUUCGAAACCAACUGCACUGAGGAACAACGACAGGAACAAAAAGACGCCCUUCAAAGGGACGAAGAGCUGUUAGAGAAGAGUCAAGGAAUGACGGUCGACAAAAGAGAGCUCGAAGAAGAAAUGAAAAGACAACGACUCACGCUUGCAGCAGAAAAGAGGAAGAAAUUUAAAAUAGACGAUGCAGCGAGAAUGAAGCAGGAAAAUAAUGAUAAAGAAGGAAGGAAUGAAUGUAAAAUGAAUGUAAAAUGA
Molecule: messenger RNA, 591 nt
Organism: Diachasma alloeum
Lineage: Eukaryota; Metazoa; Arthropoda; Insecta; Hymenoptera; Braconidae
Product: DNA repair and recombination protein rti1-like
Exons: 3
Coding region: 1-591 (196 amino acids)
Source: RefSeq, a predicted model, not a curated record